ACGGUAACGUAUCCAUUUUGGGGCUGUUCUCAACACACACAGACACAGGUGGCCGGCCAUGUUUUCGUCUUCUUCAAUAAGGUUAAUCGUAUCCGGACUUCACCGUCCCCCAACCCUGAAAUCGCCGCUUAAUCCUCCGAGACUCUCCCACUCGAGUUCCACUGGUUUCAGAGCGAUGAGCAGCGUUGAGAAUAACUCUGGCGGGAUCGAGAAUCGGGCGAGCAGGAUAAAGGAGAAGCUGGAGAAGGAGCUGGAACCGGUGGAGUUAGUGAUAGAGGAUGUCUCGUACCAGCACGCGGGUCACGCGGGGAUGAAAGGCAGAGGAACAGACGAAGAGACGCAUUUCAAUGUGAGGAUCGUGUCGAAAGGAUUCGAAGGGAUGAAUCUGGUGAAGAGGCACAGGCUGGUUUACGAUCUGCUCAGGGAGGAGCUCGAUAGUGGAUUACACGCCCUUUCGAUCGUCUCCAAGACUCCCUCCGAGUCCAUCAAAAAAUAAUAAAUAAUACUCUGUUUUCUGUUUCUCUUAUGAGAGUUGUUUAAUCAUUGAUGCUUAGUUUGUUUGUUGUCAGAACCAACUCUUCUCGAUUCAAAAGACCUGAGUUUUCACUCUGCUUUGGGGGUAUGAGUGUUGUUCGUUUUUAGAUACGCUUGAGCAGGGUAAGUGAUGGAUGAUGUUUGCUUUUGGAUUGAUUGGUAGAUGUUGGAGUUCUGGUUUUCUUGUGUUCAUACUUCAUAGCUUGAUUAAAAUUAUCUUAGUCUUCAUUGUUCAUUACUCUGGUUAUGAGAAUAAGAAGGGUGGUCCAGAUUGUGACCAACCUUUC
Eruca vesicaria subsp. sativa (arugula) is the source of this 821-nucleotide messenger RNA. NCBI's taxonomy places the organism in Eukaryota, Viridiplantae, Streptophyta, Magnoliopsida, Brassicales, Brassicaceae. The record is from the annotation of a GenBank genome assembly.